This is a messenger RNA of Saccharomyces eubayanus, 507 nucleotides long. It is a transcript of the gene JJJ3, whose product is annotated as Jjj3p. The coding region runs from base 1 to 507 and encodes 168 amino acids. The transcript has a single exon. The record is from RefSeq and is a predicted model, not a curated record. Lineage: Eukaryota; Fungi; Ascomycota; Saccharomycetes; Saccharomycetales; Saccharomycetaceae.
AUGUCAUUAGCGAAUUCACUAACGCACUACGAAAUCUUAAGAAUCCCAUCAGAUGCUUCACAAGAAGAAAUUAAAAAAGCAUAUAGGGACCGUCUUCUGAAUACGCAUCCUGACAAGCUUACUAAGAGUGAAAAUAACAGAGUAAAUACCGUUACGAUAAAUAAAAUACAAGACGCUUAUAGAAUAUUAUCAAAUAAUCAAACACGUGUUGAAUAUGACAAGAUGAUCCUUGAGAACUAUAAAAAGCAAGGAUUUCAUAAUUGUGGUGACGGGCUAGACGAGUUUUCACUGGACGAUUUCUCAUUUGAUGACGAAAAGCUCGAGUUUAUGAUGAAUUGUCCUCGUUGCCAAUUUGCCAACGGGUUCCACUUCAACGAAAAUCUCCUAGACGAAUGCAUUGAUAACGUAAACAUCAUUGAACAGAGCCAUGAUGGAUAUCAAUUGUUAACCCAAUGUAGUGCGUGCAGUUUAUGGCUAAAAGUUAAUUUUGAUGUCGAGGAAGAGUGA